CGAGGCUACAAUUAAAAAACAUGCAAAAAACUAAAAUUACAAUAUUAACUAAAUUGCUAUAAAAACUUUAUGAAAUUGAAUUCUUAUCUACAAUAUUUCUACAUUAUUAUGUGGCAACUCCUAAUUUGUCCAUGGUCUGGUAUCAUUGACGCAUAUUUUACAUUGUGUUUUCGUUCUACGAUCAAAAGUGUACAAUUUAUACGCAGUUUGAGUGAAAAUCAUUUUUGGAAAAAUUACCUUUACCAAAUUUAUAUUAACGACUUCAUUAAAUUCAUUAAGUGAAAAGCUGCGUAAAACUUCAGUGGAGUAGCUGUAUUAUCAGCAAAACUAUUUGUGAAAUACUCUAAAGGAGAGUGACAAGUGUACUAAGGAAAUCUUGUGUGAUUAACAAAAAGUGAUUGUCACUAGCGCUGGCGUUAGAGACUGUGGAACAUACGUAAUAAAUGUGAAAAUAAAUAAUAAUAAUAUCCUAUACACAUAGCAAAGUUAUAUAGUAUAUUUUUUAUUCAAUAAUAAAGCAAGUUUAAAAAUGAGAACGGAAAUGCCGAGCCAAAAACAGUGCAUUAAUCUUGUACUGAUAUUAUCAUUCGUAUUGAGCACAUUGGUGACAGCUGAUUACGUCGAAAUAAAAAGCACCGGAUCGUCAGUUAUUGGUGGCACUAUAAAUUUCAGUGCUGUGCUAUACGAUGAUGGUCAAGUCGCGAGUACCGGAGAUUACAUGUUCAAUUGGGAGGAUAAUACGCUAGCCGCUAAUAAUGUGAAAAUCAACACAAAAUAUCCCUACAGCAAUUGGUCCGUAACAUAUCCGAUGAAUACAAGCAAACCUGGUGAUUAUAGGGUCACAUUAAAAGUCGAUAAAAAUUAUAUAUUGUGGAUAAAUAUAGCAACUAAUCAUAUUGAUUUCAAAUUGGAUGACUCCCUCGGCGGCGAUAUGCUGCUACUGCAAAACGAUACCAAACCAAGAAAAAAUUUUGUUUCCAGCUCAAAGCCGGUCAAUCAUACAAUACAGUUGCGGCCAAACGAUGCCAAAUUAAUCGCGGACAAGGCCUACGAAGUACACACUUAUUGGUUCAGAAAUUGUACUUACAUUGGUGUUAUCAAUGGACUUAGUUAUGUAGCGCAGUACUCUGAACCCGAUCAAUAUUAUAAAAUUGAAGCCUUGGUCGUGGCGAGUUUCGAGAAACCACCUGAACCUAUAACUACAACAACGACGACAACAACAACAACACCAAAACCUACAACCACGCCUGCAACUACCACCACCACCCAUAAACCGAACAAUGAUACAACAACGAAAAUUCCAACUGUAAAUGCCACUACUGUGGCGCCAAGGCAACGGCGACGUCGCGGUGCAGCUGCACCGAUACCAUUAACGUCACUACUUGCGCAGCAAACAUUGACUGUCAACACAACUGUGACUGAUCAAAUGCACGAUGCCGCUACUUUGAACACUACCACAAAAGCAACAUCUAAAAAACUCGCUUUGCCCAUUCUUAUGUCGCCAAUGCUGAUGGAUGGCGAACCACCCUACAAUUGUGUCAGUGGGCAAUUAAUUGGGCAUGGUCCCAAAAAUCUAACCGGCCUGUUUAAACAUUACGUGGAAUCAAAAGCUCCCAUUUCGGACUUCAAGGCUACCGGUCAAAAUUGGUUACAACGAGGUGAUAUGAUGCGUCUACAAGUGAAUUUCAAAGGCUCUCAGUCGCUGGAGAUGUGCAUUCAGGUCGUCAACGCUCCAUAUAAUGCCACCGGCAACGAGACUUGCCGUUACUACUUUCCACUCGAGAAAUGCGAGUACAAUUACACGCGCUUUUUCUACGAGAGCAAAACAGUUUUGUUUUUCAUACGCAAUGAUGUGUCUGAGAAGCUGAAUCAGGUCACCAUUAAUAUAUACGAAGCAAAAGUGCAAUCGCAAUUGUCUGUUGUGGUGGUGCCCGUGUCAUUCACUUUAAUCGCUGUUAUUCUAAUCGUAUUCGGUGUCUCUUAUUAUUUGCAAUCGCGAAAUCGUUUCACAGUGGAAGUGGCCGAUUUCAAUUUUGGCGAGACACAAUCUGUUGAUAUGGAGUACAAAACAUUUCAGCAGCGUCUUAUCGACAGCAUACGUGAAGUGUGGCCGAGGCAACGACGCUACUCGGAAUUUAGCUCAGACAUGGAGCCGGAGUUUGAUCACAAUGGACGCAUUGGUGGCGCCUUUGAUAAUAGUGAGCAAAGGCCCAAUGUUACUGACGAGGAAAAUGAAAACAAUGCCACAACUAGCGCUGGAAGUGGCAAUACUACUAUAGAUAGCAAUCUCAGAUAUAAUGCAUUGACUUAAGUUUUGAAGAUCCUAGUAAUUAGAUUUUAGAAUUUAUACAAAUUUUGCAAAGCGUUUUUGGUUUUUUUUUGUUUACUUUUUACUUUAUGAAUUUGCACAGAAAGUCAGUUCAAAGUCGUUUCAAUCUUGAUUUGUAAUUUGUGAUUACGUAUUUAUAACAAGCUGUAAAUACACAAUGAUAUUUGUGUAUUUCGUAGUAUUCUUUUUUUUUUUUUUUUUUUUGUUUGAAUUGGUUUAGUUACAACAUGUAUUGUUUUUUAUUUUUGUGCUUAGCGUAUAUAUUUUUUGUAUUCACCCGUAUAUUUAAUUUUGUAUAUAUAUUAUAUAUAAUUCAUGAACUGUUUAUUGAACGCAUGCAACUAACUAUAUUAUAAUUGUGCAUACACUUUAUUAUUAUAUUACGAAACUGCAAGCACUAAGUAUAUAACGCUACACACUCAUCAAAAAGUAUACAUAAUAAAAAUUGUUAAGAAAAUUAGAAACGAGAAAAAAAUCAAUUUCCAUAUUUGCCAAAUCGUAAAAGGUUCAAUAAAUGUAAAAUUUGUAAAGAGAAAAUUUAAUACCGAAAUAUUCGUACAAAAAAUUUGGCAAUUAUUAGGUUUUUUUUAUGGAAAUUCUUUUGGUGUAAGACUGUAACAUUCUAAACAUAAAAGCGAAAUAAAUGUUAUAAAUAGGUAAUUAGAAGCGUAUGCAAAAGUGAAAAAUGAUGAUGUCUACUACUAAAGCUGCAACUCGUUGAAAGCAUACAUACAUACAUAUAUGUACAUAUGUAUAUGAAGCUUACAACUUUUGUUCUUUAAAUGCUGUGCAACGAUGGCUUAAAGAAAAGAUUUCUCGCUGAUAACAUGUUAGUAUAAAACUUUACACCGCAUAUUUCUAUUGAAUUUAUCGAACGCAUUCGCAUUGUGGUAUAUUUGAUUGUGAUAAUUGAUGAAAAAAAUUUAUUAUAAUAUACUUUAUUUAAUUAUUUCAUGCAGUGCUCGACACACAAAUACUUCAUAAAUGAAUACAAAUUUACAUUGUAUACUGAUAAUUAACUAUUAACUAUAGAAAAAUUUUUAAAAUUCUAAUUAUUUUGCAACUUUCAACUAUUUAACAUUUUGCUUAAAAAAACUAUUAUGAUUCAUAUUAUGUAUGUGGAAAAGACAUAUUAUACAUAUAUCUAUUGCAAUAUGUUAAAAUAGUUUAAGUCGACUUAAUCGCGCAAUUUGAGUUUUGAAGCCCACUUAUCGCAACACGGCAUUGUAUUUUAACCUAAACUAUUACUUAGCACCGGAAGCUUUACUUUUUUACUACUUUGCGAAUUGCAGAUUCAUACUAGAAAACGAGUCACUAUUUAUUUUAGGUCGAGUUAAGCUGUUUUAACAUGUUGAAACAUAUAUAUCAAUUUAUAAAUACAAAUUGCUGAAAGUAAGCAAA
Messenger RNA from Bactrocera oleae (olive fruit fly), 3730 nucleotides. RefSeq lists its product as uncharacterized. Lineage: Eukaryota; Metazoa; Arthropoda; Insecta; Diptera; Tephritidae. Gene Ontology annotation, cellular component: plasma membrane. The record is from RefSeq and is a predicted model, not a curated record.